GGUUAACAAAAUGGCCGAAGAUGAAGAGCACACGGAAAUUCCCAUUCAAAUUUCCAGUUUAUGAUUAAACUGAGAAAAAAAAUGACACAGUCAGACUUCUAUCCAGUAAUAUUUGAUAUAGUAAAUAGCUACGCCCGUCAUAAAGUCCUGCAGCGUCGCUUUUCCGCUAUUCUCCAAAAUGGUUACAGAGGGGAAGCCAAUUGUCCCUCGCAGUGUGCAGGAUUGAUAAUCAAGUUUCUUGGAGAGGACAUAGCGGAUGGGAAUCGUAAAAUCAAGGCAGCUUUCAGUACUGCAGCAGCAGACCGCAUUAUUAUGGAACACACUCAAUUAUUUUCUGAUGCGGCCUACCAAAAUAAUUUUCGUAUCUCCCUUGAAAGCUUACCUUCGGUGGUCAAGGAAAUGGGUUACUUGAUCUUCAAAGAAAAACAGCAUUUAGGUACUGUGGCAGCAUUCCUUGGUUUUGGAGCUUCGCUAGCUGCUUACUGUGAGUCAAAGGAGCAUUUAGGUGUUGCAGCAAUGGAGACUGUUGUGGAAUCGAUAACACACUAUUAUUGCCGCCAUAUUGAAUCAUGGUUGAGAGCCAACGGCGGGGUGGACAUGCUUCAGUCAGCCAGAAUGGAGAGCCAAGACCACUUUGCUCAAUCUAGAAAGAGAAAGGUAAACUUUUCAUACUCAUUGAAGCUUAUGGCAGAGCAAAGUUAUCAGGCUGAUAAUCCACAAUUUUACAUUGAGACUUGUCAACUUAUUCUACAACUCCAACAUCUGCUGAAAAUCGAUUCAUCUGAAACUUGGUUUGAUUAUGGUAUGUUUCUCUUUGGAAAAGAGAAUUUUCUUGAAGCUAAGAAUGCCCUGGAAAAUGCCAUCAAAGGAUUUGAUACACAUGGACUCUCCACCCAUUCGUCUUUCCUAGGACAGUGUCAUUUUCAAGUUGGUGUCAUUGAUAGUCACCUUGGACACUUCUCAGAAGCUGUGAAGUGUUUCCAGAAAGCAUGUAAAUUUAAGAUUAUGGAUGGAAACACAAAGAUGUCAUCUGCCAUUUGCCAUCAUUGGCAAGGUUAUGUGUACAGAAGAAUGGAAGACUUCAACAAAGCACUUGAGGCUCAAAAGAGAGCUUUAAAGGAGAUGGAACAAAAUACAACAAACGAUUCUUCAAGGAGGUUCCUUGGUGAUGUGUACUUAGAACUAGGCUGCAUUCAUCAUGAAUUUGGAAAUAUUGAAAAUGCUGCCAGCUUUCUGGAGAAGUGUCUGUCCAUACAUGAGGAACAAGUGGGUUAUUUUAAACCCAAACUUCAGUUGUACAUUCAUCUGGCUCAGGUUCUGCAUGAAAAAAGUAUUAAAUGCUCUGAAUCAAUAGAUGAAUGGACACAACGAACUCUCUCUUUGCUUGAGAAAGCUGUAACAUUGUGUCUGGAAAAUUCUCACAAUGGACACUUUCAUGACAAGUUUCCAGUGGUUAUGUUUGCGCACACAGACCGUAUUGAAAAGCUGGAAGAUAUUCUUCCCUUGGCACUUAAACUUUGUUCAUCUCUUUCUUCUGUCUUUGGUGAAGAGAAUGAAACAGCUAAAAAGAGAUUAAAGAAGAUACAGAAAGAUUUUGAGUACUUGCUGAGCACUCUUGUAAAAGCAGCACACCAAGACCAGCAUCCUAACUCACUUGAUGAUGGAUCAAAUAGAGGUGAGGAAUGUGACCAGCAUCAACCAAAUGAACGGCGCAGAGAAGCGGAGAAAGUGGUUCCUCUAGAGAUCCAAGCGCGUGGACGUCUUGCUUUGCAAGCCUACAACAAGGCCCUUAUCGAAGGGAAUACCUGCGUGAGAAGAGUGCCGAUCAUGUUGAUUGGUCAGGAUCAUUCAGGAAAGACCAGCUUGAAAAAUUCACUGACGGGGAAACGUUUUAAUCGGCGGAUGGAUAGCACGGUGGGAAUUGAUGUCGAUUCAUCGUAUUUCAAAGUGACAACUGAACUUUGGAAAACUGGAGUGAAGAGUGAAGUAACCGAUUCUGCCGCAGCACUGUCUUGUGAACACCAUGCCGGACGCCUUGCUGUAGAGAUGUUGCGACAAGACAACAGUGUCCCUAUGGAAAAUUUUAAAGAGUCUGCUGAGUCAAGAAAUGCUCCUUUGGUGGACACUCAUGAAACAAACGAAGAUCCCGCCUCAGUACCUUCACAUGUUCCAGUUGCUGAUACGCAAAGUCUUGUUGAGCUUUCUAGCGUCGUGACAAAUCCAGGCAGUGACGAGAUGUCGAAAGAUGUAGAUCCUGCUCAAACACCCAGCGGUGAAGAAAGCAGUAACAAAAAUAGCACGAACGCAUCUGUUUGGGUUGAACCAAACCUAGUACAAAGACAAAAAAGGGACUUAGUUCCUCUCGUCGAACCCCUUAAACCAGAGGAAAUAGUGGCGUUAAUCGAAAGGUUACUAAAAGAUGUUAAGUAUGAAGAGGACGAGGAGGAAAUAUAUUCGGUGUUAUGGGAUUUUGGAGGACAGUCAGUCUAUUAUGCAACGCACCCAAUCUUCCUCACUGCCAGAGCGAUGUAUCUUCUAGUUUAUGACCUCAGCCGUGAUCCACACCAAGUAGCCAAACCAGUUGUGAGGCAAGGAACGUUCAGGAAAUUCGAAGACAGCUUUGGAGCAAAAACCAAUUUGGAUUAUUUAGAUUUUUGGAUGGCUUCCGUGGCGUCUUUUGGCGGCACAACUGAGAGUUGUGAAGUCAUCUCUCAUUGUGAGGUAUUGCCAGAGAAACUGCCCCCUGUGUUCUUGGUGUGCACCCAUGCUGACCAGCCCCACGGUGGCAGAAUUCCUAGCGCAUUAGCCCAAGAGAUUUUUAGUUCUUUACAGGCUAAGCCAUAUAGAACCCACCUCUUUGAUGGCGUGUUUGCUGUGGAUAACACUAAAUCAGGUCUUGAAAUUGAGUGCCCAGAGGUCACACGUUUGAGAAAGGAAGUACUUGCUGUUGCUAAGAAACUACCACAAGUGAAAGAAGCCAUUCCAAUCAAGUGGUUGAACUUUGAAAGGGCGUUGAAAGUCGCCAGGGAACAAGGUCAGAAGUGGAUCACACUGGAAGGGGCAAGGCAAAUCGCUACUCACGUAUGCAAAGUUGUCGAUAAUAAACAGUUCCAGGCAUUAUUGAACUUUUUCCACGACCAGAGGAUUUUGAUCCACUUUGAUGACACACCAGAGUUGAAUAAAAUGGUGAUUUUGGAUCCCCAGUGGUUAACUGAUGUGUUUAAGAAGGUCAUAACCAUUAGGCCUUAUAGCAAUCAGGAGGAGGAAUUCAAGGAGCUAUGGUUUCAACUCGAGGCAACAGGAAUCCUGGAAGAAAAACUUUUGAAACAUCUCUGGGAUCCUCUGUUUGAUAACAAAGAAACAGUUGAGAGCCUUGUUGCUCUGAUGGAGAAAUUCAGUUUGCUUUGUCCGUGGCUAUCAUCAAGUACUUCCCCUGGGAAACACUACCUAGUUCCAUCCAUGCUAAUGUCCCAUCCACCAGAAGACAUCAUCAAGCUCGUCGCUUCUGCGCAAAUUCCUUCACUCUUUAUUAAAUUUGAAUCUGGUCAAGUCCCACCAGGGUUGUUCCCUCGUUUAGUGUUGCAGUUCUUUCAAUGGGGAAAAGAUGGCUUAUGGAGUCCAGUUAAUCCACAGUUGUACCAAAAUUUUGCCAGAUUCUACAAAGCUGGAGAGGAAGACUGCUCUGUAAUCCUACGUUGUCACUCUUCUUCUGUCGAGAUCGUUUUUCACAGAGCGAAAGCAAAUUUUGGGUUGACAGACAGUUUGCAGUCAAUAAUGAACUUGUCUACUGACUUGGGGCAUGACAGGUAUGAUGUGGUUUGCGCUCUUAAUAUGCAUAGACAGGUGGUGUUCAUUCUCGAAUCAAUGCGCAAGGAGUUCUGUUGGUUGACGAAUAUGAAGUAUGAUUCAUGUGUUAUGUGCUCAGUAUGUUGUCGAGGAGGCACAACUAACUUCUGCCGUAUUCACCGUGUCCAAAGUUGCACUCAAGAGGAGUGUCUGCAUUUCUGGUCAGAAUCGCAGCUACUUAGUGAAAAGCAUAUCGUUGUUUGCACACGGUCUGCUGUUGCCCUGAAUAACAGAGUUCACGUCAACCAGUUAGCACCAUGGUUUGCAUACGUAGAUGAACAGGUUGUGACUGAUGAACGUGACAGUGCACACGUGGAUGUAAGUGGCGAGAAAUUCGUGGCGCUUCCUGGAAAGGUUGUGGAAUCACUUUUGUCACGAUCAUGUGACCCUAAGGAGAUUAUAAGGCAAUUAAAUGAGGAACUGCAGCUGAACCUUGAUUCUCUGAAACACCCGGAGCCUGAGACUAGAAGAAUGAUUCGAUGCCUGGCAAGGAAAGCUAAAAGUUCCAACAGGUUUGAUGUGGUGAGACAUUUGAGGAAAAUUACGCCAGCUGGUACUACUGGUCCUAUACUGUCUGAACAGCUUGAUGUGCGGAAUGUUCCAGUUACUCACAUGAGAAAUCUUACCAUAGACUUGAGUGGCAGUGAUGAGUGGAAGGUAGUCGCUGAGAAACUUGGGCUGACUCCCAGAGAGAUUCGUUUCCUUGACAACCGAACGCUUAACCCAUGUGAUGCUGCCCUGGGUUUUAUUGCUAACCAGCGACACAUAACUGUGGGUAGUCUCUACGACGUCUUGAUCGAGUGUGGGUUCCCUGUGAUUGCUGAUGACUUGUAAUGAGACAGACCCAAAAGAAACUUUCCAAUUGUGACUCUCUGUGAGACUGUACAUGUUACAUAUUACUACUAGUGACUGAAACAAAACGAUUUUUCCCUAGAGCGCUUAUAUCCCUCAGGUUCAAGGCGCUUUACAAAGAUAUGUUGACUGUUAUUUAAAAGAAAAAACUAGAAAUGAAAAAACGACAUGGUGUCCUACUCAAUCGCAAAUACUCACUCGUUUGCGAAGAAUCAGAAAACUGACUAGUUUUUACAUAUUUCUGCUCUAUGAGCGAACAUUUAGUUUUCAGAAUUUCUCUUCCUGGACACUCAACCCAAGUAGACAAGUAAUUCGGUUUCUUUUAAUGGAGCCCUUGUGACCUGACCAUUAUUCUCUGGUCUUAUCUUGGACUUAAAAUGUAGCAGAAAACCAAUCUUAAACUGUUUCACACUUUAAUAAAAACAACGUUUUUAUACUGGAUUCAUUAUAUAUUUGACGAUAGUACACUCCUACAACACGAAAACCGACUGGAUGGUCUAAGAGCACGAUGACAUAGUACAAAAGUACAAAUAGAACAUUACUACUCUGAAAAUGUUUACUAACGGCAAUCCGCUGGCAAUAAAUUCACAACAUGCUAUAAAUAAAAUUUGAGCA
Molecule: messenger RNA, 5313 nt
Organism: Pocillopora verrucosa
Lineage: Eukaryota; Metazoa; Cnidaria; Anthozoa; Scleractinia; Pocilloporidae
Biological process (GO): regulation of apoptotic process; signal transduction
Molecular function (GO): protein binding
Source: RefSeq, a predicted model, not a curated record